UGUGAUAAUGGCACCGAAUAUAGAAACACCCCACUUGCCACAUUCUUCGAAUCUCUAGGUAUCCUCUUCCGCUUCUCUUGCCCCUACACCAGCCAACAAAAUGGGCGUGCUGAACGAACCAUCCGCACCUUAAACAACACCAUUCGCACCCUGCUCUUUCAAGCUAAUCUCCCUCCCGAAUUUUGGGUCGAAGCCUUACAUAUGGCUACCCACCUCUUUAAUAUCCUUCCCACCACCACUCUAAACAACCGCACCCCUCAUGAAGCCCUUUAUCGCACCCCUCCGUCUUACACUCAUCUUCGCGUCUUCGGCUGCCUCUGCUAUCCUAACCUCUCUGCUACUGCCCCCCAAAAACUAGCACCCCGUUCCGCUCGGUGCAUCUUCCUUGGUUAUCCCGAGUCUCAGCGCGACUAUAGGUGCUUGGAUCUCACCACUCAUAAGAUCAUUGUCUCUCGCCAUGUCACCUUUGAUGAGUCGUGCUUCCCCUACGCCCCUCAGUCAUCUCCCUCUUCAUAUGAUUUUCUAGACACCAUGGAGGACAGCAUUCCCCCCAUCAGCAACACCUCCUGAGUCAACACCCACGGUCCCCCCACCAUACGUCCUCCUCCC
Molecule: messenger RNA, 609 nt
Organism: Cuscuta campestris
Lineage: Eukaryota; Viridiplantae; Streptophyta; Magnoliopsida; Solanales; Convolvulaceae
Source: the annotation of a GenBank genome assembly